Molecule: messenger RNA, 3938 nt
Organism: Larimichthys crocea (large yellow croaker)
Lineage: Eukaryota; Metazoa; Chordata; Actinopteri; Sciaenidae
Gene: adgrd1
Product: adhesion G protein-coupled receptor D1
Exons: 26
Coding region: 287-3034 (915 amino acids)
Biological process (GO): cell surface receptor signaling pathway; adenylate cyclase-activating G protein-coupled receptor signaling pathway
Cellular component (GO): plasma membrane
Molecular function (GO): G protein-coupled receptor activity
Source: RefSeq, a predicted model, not a curated record
CGGGGCUUUUUUUCUUGCUCUUUCCAGAUGCAGGCACAGAAAGUCAGAGGACUGCUUGCUUCAAUGUUGGAAUGAGAGAUCACGGAUUACAGUUUUCAACCUCAUGCCACAACCUCUGAUUUAAUCCCUGUUUUUUGGCUCUAGUAUUUUUUAUUAGAAUUCAUCUGUAUCUCUGAGUUUGGACACAUGGACUGAUGAGAAGUGUUCACAUCUUGGAAUAAUGCCCUCCUGGAUUCAUCUUGACUUGGGGAUUUGAUUUUUCACAUGCUACAUUCUCUUCAAAGUUAUGGAGUUUUCUUUGCGGAUUCACCUCUUCACAACUUUUGUCUCCUGUUUUAAGGUUUAUGCUCAAGUGAUACAUCAGACGAGGCAUCCAGGCCUGCAGGUGUUGGCCACGGCCUCACAUUACUGGCCUCUCGAUGCCGUGGAUGGGAUCCACGAUCUGUGGGACCAGAUUGGAAACAGACCAGGUUAUGUUAACGGAAGCAACAUAACACUCAGAAUCCACAACCACACUGUGCUCCCUUCCUCCCAUAACUCUUCCUAUGUGUAUACCAAUGACUCUGCCUACACUAACAUUUCUGCAACAGUAGAUAUUGUUGAAGGGAUGGUCAACAAGGGCAUCUUUCUGAACGGAGAUAACGGCGGCACCUUUCUCCACUUUGGAAACUACCAGAACUCUUGCAUCAGUGACCCUACUAUGUGUGGUCCUGAGGGGAUUACCUUCUCUUUCUUUUGGAAAAACCACGAGGCAGAGUCUCGUUUCGCUGUAGCCUCCGGAGGAAAAGUUAUCUCCAACGGCUUCUCCGUCUACACCAACACUUACGGCGGGUACGUGGAGUUUUACACUCGAGGCAACAACUGCAGAUGGAAGGUCAAAAUCGUUCCCGUUCCAGGGCCUUACUGGACGCACAUCCUCUUCUCCUGGACUAAAAAGGACGGUCUGAAGGUCUACAUCAACGGGACGUUCACUGAUGGUGACAUUUCUGGCAGCAACGUCACCGAGCACUACGGCGACCCCUACCCUGACCUCGUCAUCGGGACCGGCACCGGCAGAGCGUACGGUCACUACGUCACGGGCGCCUUUGAUGAGUUCGUCAUCUGGGAGAGGGCUCUUUCACCUCAGGACAUCCGGCUCUACUACAACGCAGCCAUAGGUCAGGCCAUCGUCUCUUCCACGACACCCAGAGUCUCCAAAGAAGUGACGUCGACGACGCCAACAGUCAGAGCCACAGAAGUGAGUCCUCCUGUCGUCAUCGGUCAGCACGAGGAGGUCCAAAACUCCCAGGAUCCGCCGUCCAUGCCAGUGUUGGGUUUCCUGAAGGCGCUGCCCAAUAGGACCAUUCCUCACAACACUGCCAACAACCUCACACAGGCUUUUCUCAAAAGUGUGGAAGAAGUGCUGUCCUCUCCAGGCCUGCCAGAGCAGUCCACCCCUGUGGUCAGCGGCCUGAUCGAGACAGUGGACAGAGUGAUGGAACAUAUGGUGACUAACCUGGAGCCCAGCCCGAGCCCGAACUCGCUCAUCUCCCUGGGUGGAACAUCUUUUGUUGCAGAUUAUUCCCUGAUGAAAUUCCCGCAGAACUACAACCUGUCGCAUUACCGCUUCCCCACACUGGGAAAGAACUACAUCUCCGUGCCCGGCGAGGCUUUCACCAUGCUGUCUCAAACCACCAUCGUUGGCCUCUUCUAUCACAACAUGCACAACUACUACAAGGAGAUCAGCCCCGUGAAGACCAGGAUUAACGAAGCAGCUGAUUUCAAGGAUCAUAAGAUCCAGGUAGCGAGCUGUCUCAUCUCUCUAAAAGUGGAGCCUUCACCCGCCCUGUCAAUUAACCUCUCUGGAGCGCCGCUCAUCAAGAUCGUCCUCACCCACGUCCUGACUAAAGAACAGCAAGAACAAGUCCUGAAUCAGAGCAAUAAAGUCUUCCUCUACUGCGCCUUCUUGGACUACAGUUCAAAUGAGGGAGUAUGGUCCAACGAAGGUUGCGUGCGCUCGGAUGGAAACAUGACGUACUCUGUGUGUUUGUGCAACCACCUCACCAACUUUGCCAUACUCAUGCAAGUGGUGCCCUUAAAGCUCACUGUCGGCCACAGGGUGGCACUAUCAACCAUUGGCUACGUUGGCUGCUCCAUUUCCAUCUUCUGCCUCGCCAUCACUCUGGUGACUUUUGCUGUUCUGUCCUCAGUGAGUACCAUCCGUAACCAACGCUACCACAUCCACGCCAACCUGUCCUUCGCCAUCCUGGUGGCUGAGAUCUUGCUGCUCAUCAGCGCUCGCUUCGACCCGGGCACGCUGCCUUGUAAAGUCAUGGCCGUGCUGCUUCACUUCUUCUUCCUGAGCGCCUUCGCCUGGAUGCUGGUGGAGGGCCUCCACCUCUACAGUAUGGUGGUGAAGGUGUUCGGCUCUGAGGGCAGCAAACACUUCUACUACUACGGCAUUGGAUGGGGCUCUCCUCUGGUGAUAUGUGUGGUGUCCAUGACAUCAGCUCUGGACAGUUACGGUGAAGUUGACAACUGCUGGCUGUCACUGAAGAACGGAGCCAUCUGGGCAUUCGUGGCACCGGCUCUGUUUGUCAUUGUGGUGAACAUCGGCAUUCUGAUAUCUGUGACCAGGAUCAUCUCUCGAAUCAGCGGAGAGAGUUACAAGGUUCAUGGAGAUGCCAACGCAGUCAAGCUGACCGUGAAGGCGGUGGCUGUGCUCCUGCCUAUCCUCGGCAUUUCCUGGAUCUUUGGCGUCCUUGCGAUCAAUUCACACUCUUUGGUGUUCCUGUAUGUUUUCGCUAUAUUCAACUCGUUACAAGGGUUCUUUGUCUUCUUGUUUCACUGUCUUCUCAACUCUGAGGUCAGAGCUGCUUUCAAACACAAAACCAAGGUGUGGUCUCUUACCAGCAGCUCCAUCCGAAACAUCAAUGUGAAGCCAUUCAACUCUGACAUUAUGAAUGGAAACAAAGAGGGUGUGACUCCCACCAAGAUGAACACGUGGGACAAAAGCACCAACUCGGCCAAUCGUAUCGACCUCUCCGCCGUGUAGGACCAACAGAUCCGUCGCGUCUGUCUGCGGCAGGGAGAGCUUGAAUCUGAAGCUCACCUGGUGCAGAAUGACAAAACACUGGCCAGAAUAUUCUCCCACUUUUGUUACGUAAUGAAUCGGACACUCAUCCAAGCUCAAGUGAAAGUGAUACCAAAGGAGGUGUUGUGUAGCUGGAUAAUAUCUUCACCUUUAAAGACAAACAGACUCUGAGGACUGUGCCUUAUUAUUGUCUCGUUAGAUAUAUAUAUAUAUAUAAAAAAACCAUAUUGUGGUCCCAAACACAAGAGCAGGGAUUUCUGAGGAGAGUCUUAUAAGAUCUGUGAGUGUAGUUCAGGGUCUGGCAAUGCCGCUCUGUGAAUUGGAGCGUCUACAUUUGUCUGGUUGCAUCGUCCAUCUGUUUAUUUAACAUUGAAUUGUUCAAUAUUUUGAUAUCAAUAGCGUAGCUUAGCACAAAAAACAGCCAACAAGGUCAACAACACAAGACAUAGCAGCCAGCUAAUAUUACUGACUAGUCCAACAUAUAGGUAUAGGUAUAGCUAACGUUUCGCUUAGGAAGGGAGUCCGUUAACGUCAACAAACAAAGUCAAAGCUAACGUUACUGCAAAGCAGAUGAAACGUGGUUUUAGCCGGCUAACGGUAACUAGCUCUCCAACAAAGACAAACUGCUAACGUAUCAAAAUCCUUUCUUAACGUCAGCUAAUUCAGCCAGACUCUCAGUUUGCAUGCAAACGUUAUCACUAGCUAAACACUAUGAAAUCAGUUCUGCAGCUAACGUGAUCCAUUUGAUCUAGCUCCUGUUCUGGCACGACACCUGCUGUAAACCUCCUCUUCUUCUUCCCGGUGGUCUAAAACGCUUGUGGUACAAACACAAACACUCCUAGCUAACAGCAGCUAAAAAACUGAG